AUGGCCGAGCCGAUGGUCGACGGGUAUUGGUAUGUCAAGCCGGAGGAGCGUGAAGCCAAUGCAGAAGAAGUCAGGAUCCAGAAAGCCAUAGAAAAGGCGAAAGAAAAGCACAAAAAAAUCGUCUACAUUGGGUUUGGCUCGAUUAUCGUUCCGGAUCCUAAAGAAAUGACCGAUGCUAUUAUCGGGGCGGUUCAAGACUCCAACGUAUUCGCUAUCAUAUCAGGAGGAUGGACGGCCGGUGCGGCAGAGGGUGCGGUAAAAGGCGCAACAGAGGGUGCGACCAGGGGUGCAACAAAGGUUACGACGGAAGGUCCAACAGAGGCCGCAAAAGAGGUUUUCAAACAGGCUGAAAACGAUGAAGAAGAUUCAGCUUACAUGCAGCGCGAAAUCAGAAAGUUGUCUGGUUCAAUGCUCUACGUGGACUCAGUUGCCCAUGACUGGCUAUUUCCACAAAUCUCUGCAGCUUUACAUCACGGCGGCGCAGGCACAACAGCUGCAAGCAUCCGAGCUGGAAUCCCCACAUUGAUCAAGCCAUUCUUUGGGGAUCAGACUUUCUGGGCACAGAGGGUGGAAGAGCUCUGCGUUGGCGCACAUGUCAAACGUCUCGAGAGAAAAGAUAUUUCUGCCGCGCUUAUCGAUGCCACAUCGGAAAAACAUACGAUGGGUAAAGAAGCCAGGGCCCUAGGGCUCAAAGUCUCCAGUGAAGAUGGCGUGGGUGAAGCUAUUAAGAUAAUCUUUGAAGAAAAUUUCAUGAACGCGGCGACUUCCGUAAUCAAAGAAACCCGGAAGUCCAAGCUGAAGAAAGAGCCUCCAGCUCAAGAAAAAGUCUCCAUCCACGAAAUUUUCAUCAAAGACCCCGAAUGA
Molecule: messenger RNA, 864 nt
Organism: Puccinia triticina
Lineage: Eukaryota; Fungi; Basidiomycota; Pucciniomycetes; Pucciniales; Pucciniaceae
Exons: 9
Coding region: 1-864 (287 amino acids)
Molecular function (GO): UDP-glycosyltransferase activity
Source: RefSeq, a predicted model, not a curated record